UAAAACACGCAUAUAUUAUCUGAUGAGCACAAUCCUAUAGUCCGCACAGUGUACAAGUAAACUUCGUCGAGACAAGUAUAGUUACCAAGAAAUCACCAUGUUCACCUUUAUAUUGGUGAGCGCUCUGCUCACAGUAAGCUUGGCGAAUAACCCCAAAGAUGACGCCCAGUACAUGAAUUUAGAAAUCAAGAACGUCAAAGGAGGAGGCGGCAGCUACGUUUACAGAGGAGGACAGAAUGUUGACAGGUUUUUUAACCGCACGCAGCAUGGCUACGUGCAGGCCAGCCAGACCAACCAUGAGGUCGGCGUUUGCUACACAGAGGUCCCGACCUCUACACUUGUGCGGGACCCAAAACAUAUACCUGCUGGUAAUGGCUCGCGUCCAGAACUGAGCCGCAUCCGCACCUGCUGCCACGGAUACAUCCGCAACAUACACAACUACCACAUCUGCGACCCCGUCUGCACGGUCGAAUGCGUCAACGCCCUCUGCACCGCCCCCGAAGUCUGCACGUGCUUCCCUGACCACGUGAGGAAUACUGCUGGGUUCUGCGUCGCGACUUGUCCUAUUGGAUGCCAGAAUGGACAUUGCAAUGGGCAACAGUGCCUGUGUAAGGAGGGAUUCAAGUUGGAUGUCAGUGGAAGAUUCUGCGUGCCGCAUUGCAGGGAUAACUGUGGUGGAAUUGGAAACUGCACAGCCCCAAACACAUGCGAAUGCAGGCCUGGCUACUCCUCAACUCCUGACGGCUCCUGCAGGCCUGGUGGCCCGUCAUAUUCCCAGACACAGCAUCCUGGAGCACCUGGUGUUCCUGGGUCACUGCACACAGUUCCAGGGUCACAACAGACCGUUCCUGGGUCACAGCAAUCUUUGCCAUGUGGUAGCUGUGUAAAUGGUUACUGUGCGGGUACAGAAUGCCGCUGCCGUCCGGGAUAUUUGCUUUACAGGGGAGAUUGUAAAGCGCUUUGCAAUCCGAAUUGCGAACUUGGUAAAGAUUGCGUUGCACCUAACGUUUGCGCACCAAAAGGAUCUGGAGUCAACGCAACACAUCCUCAUAACAACCUACAGUACCCAUACCUCAACCCAACACAAACUCCAUACCAAAACCCGAGUCAAUAUCCUAAUGGUCAAUACCCACAAAAUCAGAACCAGUACCCCUAUCCCGGUCAAAACCCAAAUAAUCAGCAUAACCAACAAUAUCCCGAUUCCGCCAACCAUACUGGUCAGCAUCAACCAAAUCCUAUAUAUGCACCGUACCCUGGUCAACAGAAUCAAUACCCAGGACAGCAAAACCAAUAUUACCCAGGCCAACCAAAUCAGUACCCUCAUACAUACCCUUCACAGCCAAAUGGGAUUAAUUCGGGAUACUCAACCCAGAACCCGCAGCCAGGCCAUCAGCAUCUAUAUCCUCAACUUCCUUCUAACUAUCCCAAUAAUCCUCAAACCAAUCAAGGAAACAACGGGACAGGUCUGAGAACAGAUGGCCAGGUCUUUUACCAGAAUCGUCCGUAUAAUCCUUUUGAGAAUGCCACCUUUAACUUGCAACAAGGAUCAGAUCAGACUUCAGGACACGGUCAGAACGUAACGCAAGGAUAUUAUGGUGGAGGUCACUAUUCUCAAGGCCGAUACGGCCAGGAACAAACUAGUCAGGGACAAUUUAACCAUGGGCAAACCAACCAGGGACAAUAUAGCCAAGGACAAUUUCGCCAAGGUCAAUUUGAACAAGGGCAACACAGCCAAGGGCAAUACAGUCAAGGACAAUAUGGCCAAGGACAAUACAGCCAAGGUCAAAAUGGUCAGGGUCAUUAUCAGCAAGGAUAUUAUCCUUAUCCUGGACAACAGGGACCUCAUGGUCAGAAUGGCGAAAACGAAGGGCAAAUAUCAAGUAACGCAUUCGGAAAUUGCGAACAACCCUGUGUCAAUGGAAACUGUGUUGGGCAGAAUAGAUGUGAAUGCUUACCAGGAUACAAUCUGGACCCUGCUGAUUCUACUGGCACCAGGUGUGUUCCCUAUUGCCACGGCGGUUGCCUCAACGGUUACUGCGCGUCGCCAAACAAUUGCGUCUGCUCAGAGGGCUACCACAAGGACUUCAGUGUCAAGGGGCGAUCGGGGUGCGUGAAGCGUUAUAGACGGUCGGCUGAACCAGUCAAUGUUGCUGAUGUUCUUGUAUUUGAGAUUCCUGAUUUAGAUUAAUGAUAAAUGUAGGUUUAAACUGACGUUUACAUUAACGGUGGUGCCAUAUUUUGAGUCAAUCUCGAAUAUUUUAAGACGAUUUUUUUAUUUU
Molecule: messenger RNA, 2279 nt
Organism: Cydia fagiglandana
Lineage: Eukaryota; Metazoa; Arthropoda; Insecta; Lepidoptera; Tortricidae
Gene: NimB
Exons: 8
Coding region: 98-2188 (696 amino acids)
Source: RefSeq, a predicted model, not a curated record